AGAGGCUGGGUGUUAAUGGAGGGCUGCGCGUCAGUGAGGAGGGGGGGUGAGAACUGUGAAUCCAUCCGUAAGGAAAGUCAUAGUGUAAACACUAUUUAGCCGUGCAGUCAAGCUGCUAUGGUCGUCCACAUCUGGAGUUUGAACGUUAGCCACAAAGACACUCCUGCGCUCAACCAAAGUGCAAAUGCCAGUUCAGGAGACCCCCUAGAGCCCCACGACGCCCCACCUGGCCUGAGCCGGACCGGCCACACGGUGAUAGCCGUCUGCCUCGGGAUCAUCCUGGUGUUCGGAUUCCUCAACAACCUGUUUGUCCUGCUCGUCUUUGCGAGGUUCCGCUCACUGUGGACACCCAUAAACCUCGUCCUGCUGAACAUCAGCGCGAGCGACAUACUGGUGUGUUUGUUUGGGACUCCCUUCAGCUUCGCUUCCAGUCUCUACGGGAAAUGGCUUUUGGGAUACCACGGCUGCAAAUGGUACGGCUUCGCCAAUUCGCUUUUUGGAAUAGUGUCUUUGAUGUCUCUGUCCAUUCUGUCAUAUGAACGUUAUGCCGCCCUCCUGCGCCCCACCAAGGCAGACGUGUCUGACUUCCGCAGGGCCUGGCUCUGCGUGGCUGGAUCCUGGCUCUAUUCGCUGGUCUGGACUCUCCCGCCGUUCCUGGGCUGGAGUAGCUAUGGCCCCGAAGGGCCUGGGACAACAUGCUCAGUGCAGUGGCAUCAGCGCUCAACCAACAGCAUGUCUUACGUGAUGUGCCUGUUCAUUUUCUGUCUGCUUCUACCCCUCAUGCUCAUGAUUUUCUGCUAUAGCAAAAUCCUGUGCAUUAUUAAAGGGGUAAAUAAAAUCAACCUGCUGACUGCACAGAGGAGGGAGAACCACAUUCUUCUCAUGGUUAUCACAAUGGUCUCCUGCUAUCUGCUGUGCUGGAUGCCGUACGGGGUGGUGGCUCUGCUGGCCACCUUUGGCAGGAAGGGACUGAUCACUCCCAUAACCAGCAUGGUGCCGUCAGUCCUGGCCAAGAGCAGCACAGUGGUCAACCCGGUCAUAUAUGUGCUUUUCAACAACCAGUUCUACAGGUGUUUCUUAGCAUUUCUGAAAUGUCAAGGAGAUCCAUCAUUUCACAGUCAGAAUCCUCAGCCCAGCAGCAAAGAAGAUCCUCACGCGCUCAAGACCUGUGACGGGCCCUCAUGGCAUCGCGGCCUCAAGGGCCCCCAGAAAAAAGAGCAACACACUCUGGCCUUAGUUGUUCAUUACAACCCCUGACGCUCUCAAAGACUGACAGUGUGACGAUAUCUUAAACCACACCACAAAGUAUAUCAAAAUCACUAAGUAGUGCCAGAAACUCAUGCUACUGAGACUUGAAAUGAAUGUCAGUUCAAUGAAUGUGUUUUUAAAUAUGUGUAGGUACAUGCAACAGAAAUGCUGAUUAUAUAAUGAAUUUCUGAAUGAAGACUAGACAUUGCUAACCAUGCAGUGAAGCAGUUAGUGUAAGUGUCUGUCUGUGAAUGCUGUAUGUAGUGUAGUUACACUCAUCACCAUCAGUAGGAGCUACUGCCCUAUAUUCAUAUGGUAAUGAGAAUCACUAAUGUUUAUAACGGAAUUCAUAAAAGACAUAGAACAGAACAAAGCAAAGUUUACUCCUUAUGCUGCUUGUGACAGAUUUAUUUGAAUGUGUAAUUUAUUCCUGUAGUUUGUUAGUGGCACGUUAGUAAAUGAACAUUUUUCCGUAAGCAUAGCAUUUAAUAUUUUUUUAUUGAUUAAAUCCCACUGCUUUAUUGAUAUCUCCAUAUACUUAAGUGUUAUUAAGCUUCACAAAACUAUAAAGUGAAGGCCUACAUUUUUGUGCGUAAUUGUGAGUCAUGGUAUAAGACAGAGACACGUAACUACGUUAUUAUUCCAACUAAAGCGUUUUCAGUCCUCCAUCCUGCACCAUUUGCACAUUUUCCAGAAAGUGUUAACAUUUUAAUGUGCCAUUCUCAUAGUCAGUUCCACAGGCCCACAGUCUCUUUUCACCAACACACACACAACAUGCAGUGAGUCAUAUAUGGGUUACGAAUCAUUUUUCCCAUCCUUGGAAAAAGAAGCCGCGAUUACAAGGUUUGCUAUGUAUGUCUUGAAUUCUUUCUCCCUGUAAUAAUUGUUAAGCAUUUAUUUUUUUUAUAAGACUAAUAUUCACUGUAAUACUAAUUCAAGACUGUAUAAGCCAGUUUAAAAAUAUCAGACAUAUGGUCCUAAAAAUGCUAAAAUGCCGUUUGAUUAUCGAAAACUGGCAUUUCUUAUCAUAUUACUGUACUAUUGUAAUUAUAAACACUGGUUUGUAGUGUUUAUAAUACAUUUUUUGCCAUUUACUGUACCAUUUUGUUAUUCUUUUAAUCAUUUAAAGAAUGGCUAAGGCAUUGGAAGUCUAUCACAAUAGCUUUCUUCCUCAUUGAAAAUAUAGGCUAGUGAAAAUGACAUAAAGCAACAAAAUCAUGAUUAUUAGUAUGCACAAUAACUAAUAAAGUCUCGAUUUUUAAGGAACGCCUAAAAGCAGAUGCAGAACUUGCAGAAAGAAGUUUUAACAUGCUUUGUGUAGUUUUUGUGACACAGUAACUGAGCAAUGACAAUAUUUUUCACUGUAAAUGACCUCACAUCACUCAUGAGCGCAGCAUAUUCAAAACAGUGAAAUAUAUAUGUACUUCCACCCACAUCUAUUCACACACAGAAAGCAUGUUGUAAUCUAUCUCUGAUGUUUCGGUUAAUAAAGGUUGUGUCCUUUCAUGCCUCGUGGGUGAAGAUCAUUUGCUAAUGCAUAAAGCAUGCGUCCAAAAUAAUACUGAUGACUUCGGAAAAUGUGAGCCCUGGCAAGGGGACUGAAAAAAAAAAAUCAGUGGGGGUGGAACUGAGGUUAGAUGCUUCAGUUUGUGUGAAACCGGUUGUGUUUUGCAAAAAAAAAAAAAUUGAUCGAUACUAGAUAAUCAGCAGUUUCUAUUGUCAACAGUCAACAUUUAAAUGAAAAACGCUUUUGUUUUGAUGUAAUGCACAGUUAAUAACCAACAAUAUGGUGGUA
Molecule: messenger RNA, 3043 nt
Organism: Puntigrus tetrazona (Sumatra barb)
Lineage: Eukaryota; Metazoa; Chordata; Actinopteri; Cypriniformes; Cyprinidae
Gene: tmtops3a
Product: teleost multiple tissue opsin 3a
Exons: 4
Coding region: 118-1257 (379 amino acids)
Biological process (GO): G protein-coupled receptor signaling pathway; visual perception
Cellular component (GO): photoreceptor outer segment; membrane
Molecular function (GO): G protein-coupled receptor activity
Source: RefSeq, a predicted model, not a curated record